AUGAAUGUUCGUCUGCACAGUUACCGCUUCAGCUUCUGCUGCGAUACGGAAUUCCUGUCCACGCUGGAGCACUAUCAGCUAACAGUACCAGUGCGGGUGAAUGAGAGGGGCCAGUUCAUGAGUUACACUGUGAAGCAUUACAGGCCCGGUCGGCGGCGACGUGGACUGGACCAGGCUGAGCUGGACCACACUGAGACCAGGCUUUUUUACAAACUCUCAGCCUACGGCAAGCACUUUCACCUGAACCUGACACUCAACCCCAUCCUGGUUUCUAAACAUUUCACGGUAGAGUACUGGGGCAAAGACGGACUAGACUGGCAGCAUUCAGUGGUCGAUAACUGCCACUAUGUUGGAUACCUACUGGAUCAAUAUAGCACUACAAAAGUGGCAUUGAGCAACUGCAAAGGCUUGGUGAGUACAUCCGUAUUUGAAAGUCUUCAUGCUUUCGGGUGUAUGAGAGGGUAUGACAUCUGCACCUAUAAGAACAAACCCUGCGGUACUCUCGGUUUGGCGUCCGUAGCCGGAAUGUGUGAGCCAGAGAGGAGCUGCAGUAUUAAUGAAGAUAUAGGCCUUGGUUCAGCCUUCACUAUUGCACAUGAGAUUGGACACAAUUUCGGCAUGAACCACGAUGGGAUCGGGAACUCCUGUGGGACCAAAGGUCAUGAGACAGCCAAGCUGAUGGCGGCCCAUAUCACAGCCAACACCAACCCCUUCUCCUGGUCAGCCUGCAGCAAGGACUAUAUCACCAGCUUUUUGGACUCAGGUCGGGGAACAUGUCUGGACAAUGAGCCUCUGAAACGAGACUUCCUGUACCCCACUGUGGCUCCAGGGCAGGUGUACGAUGCAGAUGAGCAGUGUUGUUUCCAGUACGGUGCCUCCUCCCGUCAGUGCAAAUAUGGGGAAGUGUGUAGAGAGCUCUGGUGCCUUAGCAAAAGUAACCGCUGUGUCACCAACAGUAUCCCCGCAGCAGAAGGAACCCUGUGCCAGACCAGCACCAUUGAAAAGGGGUGGUGCUAUCAAGGUGAAUGUGUGGCAUUUGGGACGUGGCCGCAGAGCGUGGAUGGAAGCUGGGGACCUUGGACCACAUGGGGCGAGUGCAGUCGUACCUGCGGCGGCGGCGUCUCCUCUUCCAUGCGACACUGUGACAGCCCAGCGCCGACAGGCGGAGGGAAGUACUGCCUCGGAGAGAGGAAGCGCUACAGAUCGUGUAACACUGACGCUUGUCCAGCAGGAUCACGUGACUUUAGGGAGAAGCAGUGCGCCGAUUUUGACAACAUGCCUUUCCGUGGGAAGUACUACAACUGGAAGCCGUACACUGGAGGUGGAGUGAAACCGUGUGCGUUGAACUGUCUGGCUGAGGGCUACAACUUCUACACCGAACGUUCGCCUGCCGUCAUCGACGGCACGCGCUGCCAGGCCGACUCGCUGGACAUAUGCAUCAAUGGAGAGUGCAAGCAUGUUGGCUGUGAUAACAUCCUGGGCUCGGAUGCCAAGGAGGACAGAUGCCGUGUCUGCGGAGGGGACGGCAGUACGUGUGAGGUCACCGAAGGACUGUUCAAUGAUUCGCUGCCCAGAGGAGGUUAUAUGGAGGUUGUCCAGAUACCAAAAGGAUCGGUUCAUAUUGAAAUCAGGGAAGUGGCCGUGUCAAAAAACUACAUCGCUUUGAAAUCGGAGGAGGAUGACUAUUACAUCAACGGAGCCUGGACCAUCGACUGGCCCCGCAAAUUUGACAUCGCAGGAACAGCCUUCCAUUACAAGAGGCUGACUGAUGAACCCGAGUCGCUUGAAGCUUUAGGGGCCACCAUUGAAAAUUUGGUGGUUAUGGUGCUACUACAGGAACAGAACUUGGGCAUCCACUACAAGUUCAAUGUGCCGAUCCAGCGUACAGGAAGUGGGGACAAUGAAGUGGGCUUCUCCUGGCACCAUCUGCCCUGGUCUGAGUGCUCAGCAACAUGCGCAGGAGGCUCGCAGAAGCAGGAGGUGGUGUGUAAAAGACUGGACGACGGUUCUGUGGUCCAAAACAGCUACUGCGACCCAGACGGCAAACCGCCAGGGAACCAGCGACCUUGCAACACCGAGCCAUGUCCUCCGGAGUGGUUUAUCGGUGUCUGGUCAGAAUGUGGGAAGACCUGUGACGGAGGCGUCCGAACACGCAUUGUUUUGUGUAUCCGUAAAAUCGGACCCGCCGAGGAGGAGACCCUGGAGGACAACCACUGUCUGACCCAUCGGCCAAUAGAACAAGAGUCCUGCAACAAUCAGUCCUGUCCACCCCAGUGGGUGAUGCUGGACUGGUCUGAGUGUACCCCAAAGUGUGGCCCUGGCUUCAAGCACCGCAUAGUUCUAUGUAAAAGUAGCGACCUGACCAAAACCUUCCCACCAGCCCUCUGUUCUGACCACAACAAACCCCCAGUCCGUAUUCGCUGCAGCCUUGGUCGCUGUCCGCCGCCACGCUGGAUCCCUGGAGAAUGGGGACAGUGCUCUGCUCAAUGUGGACUAGGGCAGCAGAUGCGGAUGGUUCAGUGUCUUUCAUAUACGGGACAGCCCUCCACCGAAUGUCCAGAGUCACUACAGCCAAACACCAUGCAGCAGUGUGAAAGCAAAUGUGACGCUACACCCAUCUCCGGUGGCGACGAGUGCAAAGAUGUAAAUAAGGUGGCAUAUUGCCCAUUGGUGCUGAAGUUCAAGUUCUGCAGCCGUGCGUACUUCAGACAGAUGUGCUGCAAGACGUGCCAAGGACACUGACCCCAUGGAGAGAAGCAGAGACAGAUGCUGCAACGAGGAAAGAGAGAGAAAACUGGCAGAGAGAAAAGUCAAUGCUGGGCACAGAAGAAAGAAGCCUCUUUCUCGCUAAUCAACACACACACAACUGCUUUUAGCCCUGUGGAACCCAAACCACUGCUCAGCACUGCGCUGACACCUGUUUUAUUUUCACUUCUGUGAAGUGGGAAUGUAUAAAAUGAUCAUUA
Molecule: messenger RNA, 2966 nt
Organism: Sinocyclocheilus anshuiensis
Lineage: Eukaryota; Metazoa; Chordata; Actinopteri; Cypriniformes; Cyprinidae
Product: A disintegrin and metalloproteinase with thrombospondin motifs 6-like
Exons: 20
Coding region: 1-2742 (913 amino acids)
Biological process (GO): proteolysis; extracellular matrix organization
Cellular component (GO): extracellular matrix
Molecular function (GO): metalloendopeptidase activity
Source: RefSeq, a predicted model, not a curated record